This is a messenger RNA of Mercurialis annua (annual mercury), 686 nucleotides long. Its product is annotated as dolichyl-diphosphooligosaccharide--protein glycosyltransferase subunit 4A-like. NCBI's taxonomy places the organism in Eukaryota, Viridiplantae, Streptophyta, Magnoliopsida, Malpighiales, Euphorbiaceae. The record is from RefSeq and is a predicted model, not a curated record. The coding region runs from base 244 to 357 and encodes 37 amino acids. The transcript has 3 exons.
CUAAAUUUCCACAACCGUAACAAGAAUCACAGCAUCCAGAUCGCGGCGGAGAUCGAGAGGGGCGACGCUUCUGAACCUUUCAUCACUAAUCGCCACUGCAGAAUUUUCCCUUUUGUCGCAUCAAAUCAGCCAAAAUAAGAGAUUUUGAGAGCUGGGUUAAAUUUGAAAGUGCGGAGUAGGUGAAUACAUAGGGUCGCAUAGCGGAGUGGAUAUCGCGUUAGACUCCGAAACUAAAGGUCGUGGAUGUUUGAUGAUCAGGACUUGGGAUUUGUUGCCAAUUUCCUUGGCAUUUUUAUAUUUGCGUUGGUGAUCGCAUACCAUUAUGUGGUGGCUGACCCCAAAUAUGAAGGCAACUAAAAGACUUUCAACAUUGUCAAAUUUUGGUAGCUCGGCUGCAAUCAUGUAAUAGAAAUUUUAGUCUUGUUUUAGUGAUAUUCACUUUGAGUGAGCAAAUCAUUCAAAGUUAUAUUAUCGACAUCUAUUUGGCAGCAUAUAUAAGAUUAUUGACCGCUUCUGCAAGUGGUUUGCUGUGAAAUUUAAGGGUAAUGAUGUUCUUAGCACCUCUAGUAGUUUUGAUUUACUUUGGUGUAAUAGUUUUAAGUAGCACUAUAGCUGUACUCUGAGUAGAAUAAUUCACCGGUUACUCGCGAUUGACUUUAAUAUAAUAAAAGUUGAUUUAAUGUUAA